AUGAAGAGGAUAUACAUUGGCUUGGCACUUCUCUAUUGCACGGUGCUGAAUGUACUGCAUGCGCUGUUAAAGAAGUGUGAUGGGGGGACAAAGAAGGACCCUCUUCAUCAUAAAAGAAUUGGUUACAUCUCCUUCCUCGAGAAGCAAAAUACAGCAAACAGUGUCCACCUCAAACACAUAACACUAAUAAAGAGGAAGAAAAAAAAGUUCAUUCUUUCGAAGAAAAAAAGAGACGCCAAUAUGUUAAUUACGGUGCGCCCUUCGCAGCAGGAGGGUGAGAACGGACUCAGGAUGAGUAGUCCCCCCCUGUGCAUGCUCAGUCAGGAUUGCCAGGACCCCUCCGAUGGGACAAACGGCCAAUCGGGUGGAAGUGGCAAAGACGGUGGAGGGGGUGAGGCCGACGCCCCCAGCAGGGGUGAACCGCAGAGGCAGUUGCAGCCCGUCAGUGAGGCUCUGUCCCCCAGUUCCCCAGGGCACGACGACGGGGAUGACGUAGAAGAUGACCAACACGAAAGGAAGAAGAAGAAAAAAAAAAGGAAGGAGUCAAAGGGGGGGAGCGAUAACCCCGCUGAGGAGCAAAGCAACCACGAUGGAGACGAAGACGUGCUGAACGUGGACCCUUCACAGUACGACGAACAGCUGUCCAAAUUAACCAACUCCUAUUUGAAAAAAGCCGAUACGAUGGACAAGAAACAGCUAGCUGGUCUGGACAAGGAAAAAAUGAUGCAGGAGUACAAUCGGUUGGUGCAGAUUCUUAAAGAAAGUACACAAAAAAAAAUGGCCCAAUAUGAAGGGAACGAAAAAAAAAACAUCUACGAGCUGAAUGAGAGAGUUAUUAACAGCUCACGGAAGCUCAACCUGGAAAAGAUGAAAAGGGAGAUUGAGAAAUCCUUCACCCCCAAUGACGCUCUGGAGAAAAAAAUCCGCGACUACAUGUAUGUGUUUACGCAGUCGGGGGGGGAGGAGACGCAGCGAGGCAGGUCGCCCGAAGGUACUACAAGUAGUUCCACUUCGAAUGGAUCCACUACGAAUGGAUCCACCACAAGUGACUCUACACCAGAUGGUACGUCGAAGGGCACCGCGGGGGAUACCAACACCCCCCAGGGUGAACUGCUCCAGGAGGACGAGGAAAAGGAAAACCGAGAAAUCCUGAAGCGGGUGUCCAGGGGGGACUACAGCGGAGUGGACAAAUUCCACUUCAAAUUCUCUGCCAAGGAUCUGGACCGGAUGAAGGAUAUCGAAUCCACGGAGGAAGAAUCAGCAGAGGAGCGAAAAAUUGUCGACGCUGCAUUUGACAGGAUAAUGAAAGACAACGCCGUGGUGAAGGAGCUCAGGGGGAAGGAGGAGGCCUUCCUGCAGGCGUACGAGCGGGGGAGGAGGGAGAAUAAAAUCGAGCGGGAUGAGCAGAUUGAAAAUUUGAAAUAUUACAAUGAGAUGCAGAAGCAGAGGCAAGGGGGUGGCCAAGGUGGAAACAUUGGUGAGACAACCAGCGGGAUAACCCCUGCAGAACGUGCUGGUAACACCCCGCCCGGCGAACUGAUCGACAGGAAAAUUUUCUUCAACAGAGUGUCCUCCAAAUUCGUAGACAUCAAAAAGGAGGACAUCGAAGAAAUGAGCGAAGCGCAAGUGAGAGACGAACUGAGGAAGAGGGGAUACCCCACCUUCGGUUCGAUCAAAGAGGUUAGAAUGAGACUACAGGACGUUAUGCGCAUAAGGAAGAACCACGAAUACGACGUGAGGACGAUUUUAAGGAACCCCGAAAAACAUGUCCUCUCUCACAUACGGUUAGACAAAUUGAAGGAAACCUUAAAGGACUUUAAGGAGAACGCGCGUUACGGAGACACCGAGUCGAAGAUUAAGCAGCUCGACGCCGCCAUGGAGAUUUCCAACUUUGUUAACGACCCGGUCGAUUACCUACGGAUAGACACCACGGAGAAGUUUGCGGGGAUAGCGGAAGAGCAUCCAUAUGGAGCACCACCUACCAGUGGAGGAUAUCCACCUGAAGAGGAGGAGGAGGAAGAUCUGUCCAAAGUUCCCAUCGUCAAUGACUGCAACAUCAGUGAGCAAAUAGCCAUGGCGGAAAAACUCAGAAAAAACUUCACCUUAGAAGGAGAUGAAAAACAACCAGACCAAGUGAUCCAAUAUGGAAGUGAAGAAGAGAGCGAGUCUACAUUCGCAUCCCCUUCAUUGGAAAGCCAACUACAGGAACAAAAGGAGGAACUGUGCAGAAGGGAAGUCCUCAAAUAUGGGGGUCUACAAGAAACAGUAGAAGAGUUCCACUCCAAGCACGGCUUACCGCUAGACUUCAUCGGAGACUUCAUCUGUAAGGUGUCUAGCCAAACUGCGCACAGCAUAAAUAGGUAUAGGAAAAAGAGGAAGGAAGAGUUGGAAGCACUGGAGAAAAAUGAAUUAGAGUUACUCAUCUCUGGUCAUUCCAUUAACAGGAAUUUUAUUGUUUACAAGUUUGUUGAUACGAAUGAGCUGAUUAGUAAGUACCUCACGACGAAGGACAUCGUGACGUUAAUCGAAUAUAGCAACAUGGCUGACCCGGUAGAUGUAAUAAAUUUUUACUCCCCAGAGACUAUAUUCAUGCUGAGUGAGGAGUAUGGAAUUACUGUGGAUAGGGUGAUUGACACAUGUACUCGCCUGAACAUUCGACUACCCUUCGGAGGAGACACGCACCUCAACGGGGAUUGCUUUAACGUGCUCACCACGCACUUGGCGCGUAUGAGGAGUGAGGACAAGCGGAUAGGCACCCCAAGGGGGUAA
This is a messenger RNA of Plasmodium coatneyi, 2769 nucleotides long. RefSeq lists its product as uncharacterized. The record is from RefSeq and is a predicted model, not a curated record. The transcript has a single exon. Lineage: Eukaryota; Apicomplexa; Aconoidasida; Haemosporida; Plasmodiidae. Bases 1 to 2769 code for a protein of 922 amino acids.